Messenger RNA from Nipponia nippon (crested ibis), 1080 nucleotides. NCBI's taxonomy places the organism in Eukaryota, Metazoa, Chordata, Aves, Pelecaniformes, Threskiornithidae. The record is from RefSeq and is a predicted model, not a curated record.
AUGGGAGUGGGAGCGAUUGGAUCAGUGGGGUUGUUCAUGCAGAGGGGAGAUGCUUUGGGUGCCUGGCAGGUGCCCCCAAGGUGGGGGGAACAUGCAUGCCUGGGGGGUUCCCAUGGAGAGGGGUGCAGGGACCCGCUGCCCUCUGCCCCCCUCUGCCGGGUGCUCACUGUUGAGGCUGGGCACAAGGCCCCGACGCGGGCGCUGCAGCGGUGGGACACCCAGCCCACACCGCACUCGGCUCCUCGCAGGGGCUUCAGCUACGUGGACCUGGUGGAGGGGCUGCGGGACGGGCGCUUCUAUGCCCUGAAGCGCAUCCUGUGCCAUGACAAGGAGGACCGCCAGGCUGCCCUGCACGAGGUGAAGAUGCAUGGCCUCUUCGACCACCCCAACAUCCUGCGUCUGGAGGCCCACUGCAUAGUGGAGAAGGGCGCCAAGCAUGAAGCCUGGCUCCUCCUACCCUACGUGAAGGGGGGGACCCUCUGGAGCGAGGUGGAAGCAUUGCAAAAGAAAGGGACCUUCAUGCCAGAGCAGCGGAUCCUCCUCAUCCUCCAUGGCAUCUGCCGUGGGCUGCAAGCCAUCCACAGCAAGGGCUACGCGCACAGGGACCUCAAGCCCACCAACGUGCUGCUGGAUGAGGAUGACCGGCCCGUGCUGAUGGACCUGGGCUCCAUGAACCGAGCUCGCAUCGAAGUCAACAGCUCUCGGGAGGCCAUGGCCGUGCAGGACUGGGCUGCCCAGCGCUGCACCAUCUCCUACCGUGCCCCCGAGCUCUUCACGGUGCCGAGCCAGUGCGUCAUAGACGAGCGCACAGAUAUCUGGUCCCUAGGCUGCGUGCUGUACUGCAUGAUGUUUGGGGAGGGCCCCUUCGACGCCAUCUUCCAGAAGGGUGACAGCGUGGCUCUGGCCGUGCAGAACCCCAUCACUGUGCCUCCCACGACCAGGUACUCGGCUGCCUUGCAGCGCCUGCUCUUCUCCAUGAUGACACUGAACCCCCAGGAGCGACCCAGCAUAAAUGAAGUCCUCCACCAGCUGGAGGGGCUGCAGCCAGCGCCGGUGGGCCAGGACACCACACAAAUCUGA